AUGUCUGUUGAAGCUAAAAAAGUGACCCAACCAAAAUGGCACACCCCAACACCGGUGACCGAGCAACCUCAAUUGAAGUUGUACAACUCAUUGACCAAAACUAAGAACCCAUUUGUGUCGAUCAAGCCAAAUGAGAUCAAAUGGUACUCUUGUGGUCCUACCGUUUACGACUCAAGUCAUAUGGGCCAUGCCAGGAACUACGUGACUAUUGAUAUCAAUAGAAGAAUUUUGCAAGAUUACUUUGGAUAUAACGUCACAUUUGUGCAAAACGUUACCGAUAUUGAUGACAAAAUCAUCAUUAGAGCCAGACAAAACUAUUUGUUUGAAGAAAAAAUUAAAAAACAAUACAAGACUGUCACCGAUGAGUUGGUAAAAUAUACCCAAGAAUCUUUGGUCGAAUACAUCAAGAAAAAUGUCAACUUGAAUAGUGUUGAAGAAUUAAACAACUGGUUGGCGACUUCCAAAACCGAAGAACUUGCUGCGAUCAACCCAAAAUACCCAAUGUAUUACAAAGCUUUACAAAAAGCCACGGAAUCAAUUAAAUAUGCGAAAACCAUUCCAGUGGAAGAAUUCUUGGCUAACGUUCAGGAUAUUGUGGUUCCAAAAUUGGAUCGUGAGUUGGGUUCAUCGGUGGUUGACCCUGAAAUUUUCAAGAGCUUGCCAAGUUAUUGGGAAAAUCAAUAUGAUAUUGACAUGCAACAAUUAAAUGUUUUACCAGCUGAUAUCAAAACUAGAGUCUCCGAGUACGUUCCAGAAAUUGUUGAAUUUGUGGAAAAAAUCAUUAGUAACGGGUUUGCUUACAAGACUGCUGAUGGUUCAGUUUACUUCAACACUAAUGCGUUUGAAUCCAGCGAUAAGCACAGCUAUGCCAAAUUGCAACCAUGGAAUAAAGGUUCUUUGUCGUUGAUUUCCGAAGGUGAAGGUUCAUUGACCAGCAACGCCGGUGGGAAGUUGUCACCAAAUGAUUUCGCACUUUGGAAAGCAUCCAAGCCAGGUGAACCAGCUUGGGAGUCUCCUUGGGGUAAAGGUAGACCAGGAUGGCACAUUGAAUGUUCUGUCAUGGCUUCCGAUGUUUUGGGCGAGCAAAUGGAUAUCCAUUCUGGUGGUAUUGAUUUGGCAUUCCCUCAUCACGAUAAUGAAUUGGCACAAUCUGAAGCAUUCUUUGACAAUAAGCAAUGGGUGAAUUAUUUCUUGCAUACUGGCCAUUUACAUAUCGAAGGCCAAAAAAUGAGCAAGAGUUUGAAGAAUUUUAUCACCAUUCAAGAAGCUUUAGAAAAAUACAGCGCCAAGCAAUUGCGUUUGAGUUUUGCGUUGAUUCCAUGGAACAAUCAAUUAGAUUUCAAGGACACCUUGUUGAACCAAGUGAAAUCUAUUGAAAACACAUACAAUAAAUUCUUUCUUAAUGUUAGAUCCAUCAACAGUGACAUUCAUGAUAGAAUCAACAAUGGGGAAAUCAUUAGUGAGAAAUUCGGAGAAAGCGAGAAAAAAUUGUUGGAAGAUUUGAACACUGCCAGAGAUCAAGUACAUGAGGCCUUCUGUGACAACUUGUCGACACCUACAGUUAUCAAGGUCAUUAGUGAAUUGAUCAAUACCACCAAUUUGUACAUAGCUAACAACAGUGAUAUGAGAAUAAGACCAGUUGUGGUUAUUGCAAAGUACAUCACCAAAAUUUUGUCGAUCUUGGGUUUUGAUGCAAGAGCUGACUCCUUGGGUUGGAAAACUGAAACCGAAGGGUCUUCUGGUGGUUCUGAGUCCGAAGAAAUUAAAUUACAAUUUGCCAAGACCAUUUCCAACAUCCGUGAUGAAAUCCGUAAAUAUGGGAUUGAAUCUAAGAACCAAGUUUUGUUGACUUUAUCUGAUAAGAUUCGUGAUGAAGAUUUGCUCAACUUGGGGAUAUCUAUCGAUGAUAGAACCGAGGGCAAUGGUCUCGUGAAGAUUUUGAAUAAAGCAGAACAAGAACAAUUGAUUAACCAAAGAAAUGAGAAAUUGCAAAAGAUCAAAGAAAAGGAAAAGAAGAAGUUAGAGCAACAAAGAUUGAAAGAACAACAGGAAAAGGAGAAAUUAGAAAAGGCGAGUUUGAAGCCUCAGGAUAUGUUCCAGGAUAAGUCCAAGUAUUCUGAAUGGGAUGCUGAAGGUAUUCCUACCAAGGACGUCAAUGGUGAGGAAGUUACCAAAAGUGCGAAAAAGAAGUUGGUCAAGCAAUGGACUGCCCAAAAGAAGCUACACGAGCAAUAUUUCCCACAAAAUAACUGA
Saccharomycopsis crataegensis is the source of this 2253-nucleotide messenger RNA. RefSeq names its product cysteine--tRNA ligase (gene CRS1). Gene Ontology annotation, cellular component: cytoplasm. Bases 1 to 2253 code for a protein of 750 amino acids. Gene Ontology annotation, molecular function: cysteine-tRNA ligase activity; ATP binding. Lineage: Eukaryota; Fungi; Ascomycota; Saccharomycetes; Ascoideales; Saccharomycopsidaceae. The record is from RefSeq and is a predicted model, not a curated record. Gene Ontology annotation, biological process: cysteinyl-tRNA aminoacylation. The transcript has a single exon.